Temnothorax curvispinosus is the source of this 4591-nucleotide messenger RNA. RefSeq lists its product as uncharacterized. NCBI's taxonomy places the organism in Eukaryota, Metazoa, Arthropoda, Insecta, Hymenoptera, Formicidae. The transcript is spliced from 3 exons. The record is from RefSeq and is a predicted model, not a curated record. The annotation marks the transcript as partial.
UUAUUAGUUCUUCGGCGCUCGGCGGAGAACGAACGGAGAACGAGCGGCGUGUGCGUGGUGUGGUGGCGGUCUGCGCGUCUGUACCCCCUGGUCCAGACCCCCCCUCUGGUCAUCCGGGUCGUCCCUGCAGCUGAAUCGCGCGAGGUACGAAUGUCAUCAGUGCUAUCGGCGACAGACAGGGUGUCGAUACGAGCGAGUUCGGGUUAUCGAAGGAUCGCGUAAUAUCAAGUGAUAUCUCGGAUAUAUACAUAUCCAUCAGUGCGAGACAGUUUAGAAGAUCGGGUUGUCGGUUUAGCCGGGUGUCGAGUGCUCGGCCUUGGGUGUUACCUCUUGCGUGUCGGAUAACGACGAGUGUCGAGAAUUGGCGCCAGGAAAGGAAAGGACAGGACAAAAUUCGCUUCGCUAAUCAAUUGUAAUCGGUGGUGUUUUAAGUCAGGUCGACUUCACGGAUUUCGCGGUGAUAGUGACAGUUGCCGAACGUGAGAGUGCUCAGUUCGAAUAUAUAAGUACGAAGUUUCUCCAAGGGAGAGAAACAGGGUCCUUGUUCUUCUCGCUCUUCUGGUUCCGUUCGGGGAACCGAUCGUAGCUGAAGGGGCGUAUCCUUAGAGAAUAUAUCCGGAUAUCUAAGCGAUCGGAAUGCUACUGUACUAGUAAAGGUCGGUGAUCGGGUCUACGGGUGUGCUCGUGAGAGCAGGAAAGGGAAAAAGAGGGAAGAUAAGAUCGGGGGUGAGAAAGCUCUAGGGGGGUGGGGUAGUAAAAAUAUAAGCACGAGACGGGGUUUGAGCGAACAAAACGGGAAACGGUGCUCCUAGCCGGUGUCGUGUGGCAUGAUCGGGAGAAAAGUUUGAGAGGCAAGAUGCUCACGAUACAGCGCUCGGAAUUACUAAGAGGGGGAGAAGGCUGCAACCCUCCCGGCACGCAUUUACUACCCCCCGUUGCACCCAGGGCUUCCGUCGCCGAGCCCGCCGAGAGGAGCGUCUCCUUCAAUCGAGACGUCCACGUGAAGAGGAUCGGACGUGGUUCACCGCGCGUAACCGCGGCUCUCGUGAGCGAUGGAGAAGGUAGGUUGAUCGCCACCCCGGUCCGCAGGGAGAACAUCGCCGCGAAAAGCAAGGAAGAUCUCGCACAGGAGGCGGCCCUAGUCCUGCAGCAAGCGGGCAGCCUUCACUCCGUGGCACAGGACAAUCGACGUCUUCCCGGUCGCUUCAGCACCCUGCCGGCGCGUCGCAACAAGAAACGCCCCGAUUUGCCGAUCGAUGUGAGACCUCGCCGUGGCAGCGAGGAGAUCGGCGCUACGACCGCGAGCGCGGACCUCGACACACCGCGCGCCAAGAAAAAGCCACUGGAGAGGAGCGCCAGCGAUGCCAGCGCGAAGAAGCUGAAGGGCUCGCUCGCGCGAUUCUUCUCGCCGAAAUUGGAGAGGCGCCGGAAGCCAGUCGGCCGAAGCGCGAGCGACGCGGGUUCCUCGACGCGCAGCGGUGCGCAGCGCAAACGGAGCGGCAGCGAGAGCGAGGGCUCGCACCUGAGUACCGUCAGCCAGCGAGCGAAGAAGCAGUUGUCGCCGAUAAUCGAGUCGUCGCCGCACGUCGAUCAACAGCCGUUCCACUUUGGGAGCGCGGAUCGCGAAAACAAUAAUCGACCGAAGCCGAAAAAGCCUAAGAAAGAGGAGCGAACGAGCCCGGCUAUCGAUGUCGACGAGGUGAUAUCGCGAGACGUCGAGUCGAAAGAGACGAUCGAAGCGCGCACCGACGAGCCUGCCGAUAGAUCGCCCAGCCGAGAGGCUAGAGUGAUCGAGCAUCACAUAUUCGUCGAGGGUAGAGACGUCGAAGGGAAGAGGGAGACCGAUCGAAAGCCCACGGGAAGCAGCCGUACCCCCUCGCCCCCGAAAGAAUCGAAACGCGGGGGAGACGAGGUCGACGAAGCGGGCACAUAUAGCAUGCUACACAGUAGCCGUUACGAUCUUCAAAAACGCAACGAAGAAUCCACCAUUCACAAGAUGAUCCAUCGACUGUCGAACGACCGCUCGCCGCCGCCGCAGUUGACCAGGACGAUGGUAUCGCCGUCACCGGGUUUCGGUCACAACAACAACCGGCCGUUCUCCUACACCAGACCAAACGAAUCCUGUAGCCCGCCGCCGCCGGCGCAGACCAACGUAAUUUACGCGCAGGUGCAGCCGGACAAGAAGAAGGCACAGCGGAGCCACUCCGACAGCGACGAAGGCCUCGGCCUCGAGAGGAAGGAUUCCUCCCGCGAGAACAGUCCCGCGGAGAAGGAGUACCGCAGAACCGAUUACUCGUACAGCAGUGAUCUGUGUCGCAACAAUGAGAUCAACACCUUCAAGUCGAGAUAUGAGGAGGACCGCAAGACCAGCAGUCCCUUCGGCAAACACUUGGGCUCGAAGGACUUCAUCUCCAGGACCACCGAGACGACGAGGCGUCACGAGUUCGACGAGAUCGACAGGCGUCUCUACGACAAACCCGAAAAAUAUACCUCGACCGUGUUCGUGGAUACUUCCGGUCGGGGUAGGGCCGACGGCAUGGACGCCAGACGAAGGGACAGCGGCGAGCUGUCCUCGAGACAGAACGAGAGCGGGAUCUCGCCUAAAACGUCCGAGUUGAGCGCUCGACGAGAUCUGCUGGAGUCCAGGAUCAAGUCCAGGCUGCUGGCCGACGAGAUGUUCGCCGCCAAGAACAGUGCAAACGUGCCGGUGAAGAAGUCGAGCGAGCACGAGAUAAUUGACAAGCCGAUAGUACCGUCGCCGGUCACGCCGAAUCGGAUCGCGUCGCCGAAACGAUACAUGGACACUUACAUCACGGAGACGCGCACCAACAGCAACGGCGAGAAGUACAUUUUCGAGAAGGAAAUACACGAGGAUAACGGCAAGGUAUACGGCUACGAGAAGAAGAUCACCAACAAAGUCCCGACGAACGGCUACCUGGACGCGAAACCGAGGGAGGGCUAUACCGUGGAAACCAGAACGGACAAAUACGGCGAUAAAUACAUCGUGGAGACGCGAAAGCACGAGGGUUACACCGACAAUUUCAAGCCGUUCCUCAGCGACCGAAGUCGAAGCAGCCCCGAGGAGAGAAUUCAGACCGUCAGAAACGGCGGCAGCCCCUACAAGCCCCCACGUUAUCUGUCCGAGGGGACCUCCGCGACGGUGAAUCACUUCCGCAGCGAGUCACGGGAGAACGACGAGCUGUCGUCGCCGAUCAUCGCCAAGAAAUUGAACGAGCGCAAGUUCUCAAAGAGCGACGAUUUCCUGGAUCGCGACAGCCGGCCGAUCAACCGAGACGCGUAUCUGCCGAAAACGAAGAAGCCCUUCGAGUCGAUUCGCGGGAUAAGUAAGUCGACCCAGCGACUGGACGAGGUCGGGGAGAACGCCAGAGUGCGAGCGCUCAGGAGCGAGUACACGACGAGAUCGCACGAGAAUCUAAGCAGUCACGCGGGUUACGUUAAUGCGCGAGACAUGAGACGCCCGUUGCUGAAUAGUCCGACGACGAACGGGCGCGGGGAGAGAUCGCCGUUCACGAAGCGUCAUCUGGACAGUCUGCGCGAGGGCCCGAACGACGACUACGACACCGAUAUCUCGCAGAUGACCAGCAGUCAGCUGGAGUCCAAGUACUACAAGGAGACGCGUACCACGCAGAGGUACACGAGCGGUAACAAACAUCCGAUCCACGACGACUACGACAGCUCGCCGCCACGGAUACGCACCGAUCGCGGCGGUUACAAUUCCAGCCGAUACGACUCGGACACCACCGCCAGGGACUCGUUACGUUGCGAAACUCGCUACGACGAUACCCGCAACCUGAGGAAGGAGCACCGCAAGCUGGACGACGAUCCGAAGAAACCGUUGAGGCGAUCACGCAAUCGGCUGGACUACUUCGACGAUUCCGACAGUCCGCGAGGAAAGGUAUCCUCGGUCAGUCGCCUGGAGACGUUCACCGAGACCCCGACCAGACCACCUAGGACCUAUCACGAGGGCAAGUCGAGGCACGCGAGACAAGAGGUGCGAGGGCACACCGAACGUCGUCAUCGCGAAACCAGGCUGAGCGAUCCGGAUCGAAAGGAUCGGCUGGCCGAUUCCGGGAUCGAGAACGAUUACAGAAGGGACUCCCAGGAAGCGGACAGGCGCGAGCAGCUCGAAUCCGAGGACGAGGGUUUCGUCAGCCGGCAGUUCAUCAAGCACGAACGACGGCACACCGAUCGCAACAUGAACCUGACGCCGACGUCCGAGCAACGCAAGUACGACAAGUACGCGAGCGACUCGUCGUCAAAGCCGCCGUUAGUCACCGCGAAACCGCCUUCCGGCGCCGCCGAUAAGAAGUACGAAAAGAAGGCGGCGAAGAAGAGCGGCACCAUGAGCAAAGUCAAGCAGCUGUUCAGCAAGAAGGAGAAGAAGGCGAAGGAGGAGAAGAGCAAGAAGAGCACGAGGAGCGGCAGCAGCGGCGCCUUGACCGACGAUGAGGUGACCAUGAGGUAUCGAGAGUAUCGCGGAUAUCAGCUGAGGAGCGCCAAGAGCGCGCGGGAUUUGGGCAGCGACAUCAAUCAGGUAGGAAACUUUUUUUUCUCUUUUCUCAUCUACGCG